AAGAAAAUAAUACUGUAGUUUAUUGUCAUCACCAAAAGUUUUUGAAUAUUUGUUAUUAUUUUCCCGAAGACAUUUUUGUAUCCGGCACCGUCGAAUUAAACCUCCGGAAAGCUUUGUAGAGAGAUGUCGAUGGGAAGCGAUACGACGUGGGUUGGGAAGAAACCGAUCAGGCGCAUCGGCGGAUUGUCUGAUGCUCUCUCCAUCGCCUCCGAUCUCGGUUUCGCCGUUGCUCCUCCUCCGUCGCAGGAAGAAUUACAAAGUUUGGCGUCUUCUAAUGGCGAAAGAGGUGACGAUUUGAUUAGGGUCUUGAGAGAGUUAUCUGCUGUUCAAAGGAAAAUUGCAGAUUUGCAGGUCGAGCUUCAAGGGAGGAAGGAUGAUAAAAAUGUGGCACAUUUGACUCAUGUGAGUGAAAUGCAAAAGAAAAUCGAGACCCUGUCAAGGAUUACUCAAAUAUUGAAAGAUGUUAUACAAAACAAGGAUCGCAUCAUUGCUCGUCUCCAACAACCUUAUUCCCUAGAUUGCAUUCCAGUUGAAGCAGAAUAUCAGAAACAAUUUUCAGAGUUGCUAAUGAAAGCUGCUAGUGACUAUGGCGCCUUAACAGCAUCAGUGUCUGAUUUUCAGUGGAGCCAAAACUUUAAAGAACCUCCUUCGGAAAUGCUGCGUCCAAUACCCGUGGCACUAGCGUCAUGCACGAGAUUCUUUGAGGCCAUGUCUGCGAUGAGAGAAUCAUUUGCGACUCUUCAAGACCUUCGAGUUGGCAACUCUGCAGUUUCGUUACCAACAACACCAGGAGGUAACGAAAUGACACAUAGAGACUCUGAUUGUGUGACUCCACCUCAAGGGAGAAUAGAGUCAAGCUUCGACGACUGAGCUGUUCAGACCAAACGGAGACAAAACAAUGAUCAAAAUGAAGCAGAAGAAGAAGAACAAGAAGAUGGAAAUAACAAUGCGAACCGGAGACUAUCGUGGCCUCCUUCUGUAAAAAAGAGUAGCGUUUAAACAGUUGCUUCUGUCUUUGCUUUGAGGUUUUUAAUAUCGAUUGUGUUUUGUUUUUAUCAGCAUUAGUGUCCUUUAUGGAUUUGAAUCUAUUUGAAAAUCUUUGAGUGAAACUUAACAGUGUAUAUUUUGUUAACCUUGGUUUUCAUGGGCCACAUGGCUAUCAUAUAAAUUAGAAUUUUCAUA
This is a messenger RNA of Arabidopsis arenosa, 1182 nucleotides long. Lineage: Eukaryota; Viridiplantae; Streptophyta; Magnoliopsida; Brassicales; Brassicaceae. The record is from the annotation of a GenBank genome assembly.